Messenger RNA from Anopheles nili, 4461 nucleotides. It is a transcript of the gene CycT, whose product is annotated as cyclin-T. The record is from RefSeq and is a predicted model, not a curated record. NCBI's taxonomy places the organism in Eukaryota, Metazoa, Arthropoda, Insecta, Diptera, Culicidae. The transcript has 9 exons. Gene Ontology annotation, molecular function: cyclin-dependent protein serine/threonine kinase activator activity. Gene Ontology annotation, cellular component: cyclin/CDK positive transcription elongation factor complex; nucleus. Gene Ontology annotation, biological process: positive regulation of DNA-templated transcription, elongation; regulation of transcription by RNA polymerase II. Bases 1 to 4461 code for a protein of 1486 amino acids.
AUGGCUUCUGGUGGUAGCGCAAGCGGAACGACGAGCAAGAACGAUGACUCGAAAUGGUACUUUACGGCUGAACAGCUCGCGAAUUCGCCGAGCCGUAAGUACGGCAUGGAUGCAGACCAGGAGCUUAUGUAUCGACAGCGGGCAGCCAACCUGAUACAGGACAUGGGUCAGCGAUUGCAAGUGUCCCAACUAUGCAUCAACACGGCAAUUGUUUACAUGCACCGAUUCUAUGCAUUUCAUUCGUUCACACAGUUCCAUCGAAAUAGCAUAGCUGCUGCCGCUUUAUUUCUUGCGGCAAAGGUCGAAGAGCAACCACGUAAGCUAGAACACAUCAUCAAAGUCGUGCACAUAUGUCUAGGAUUGGAUGCACCGGAUCCAAUGCGGGAGAAUUACGCCGAGCAGGCUCAGGAUUUGGUAUUCAACGAGAACGUGUUAUUGCAAACUUUGGGAUUUGAUGUAGCCAUCGAUCAUCCUCACACGCACGUAGUGAAAACAUGUCAUCUGGUGAAAGCUUCUAAAGAUUUGGCACAGACUUCUUACUUUAUGGCAUCUAAUAGUUUACAUCUUACAACCAUGUGCCUCCAGUACAAACCGACAGUCGUAGCUUGUUUUUGCAUUCAUCUCGCCUGUAAAUGGUCACGAUGGGAGAUUCCCCAGUCGAACGAAGGUCGGCACUGGUUUCACUACGUGGAUAAAACGGUAACGCUUGAUCUGUUGAAACAAUUAACCGACGAGUUUCUGCAUAUCUUUGACCGGUGCCCGACACGACUGAAGAGCAAAAUGAAAUCAAUACGAGCAGACGCGGGACCAGAGGAUUCCGGAAGACGCACGGGUGGAAGCAGUAAUAGUAGCAGCAGCAUCAUGGCAGCUCCGUCGUCAUCUGCAGCUUCUCGCGGCACUGAUGAAGGCAGCUCUGGUUCAUCGUCGGCUUCUAGUCAUCAUCGUACCAAGCAAAGUUCUGGCCCUGAAAUGAUAAAAUCCCACAGUAUGUCAUCAUCUGGAGCCCAUCAGAAGAUAUCUUCCUCAUCGAGUUCAGGGUCGCGCUCACGUUCGGAUCGACCCUCGGCCGGUCAGUCUCAAUCUUCUACGGGUGGUUUGUUAGGCCAACAGCAACAACAGCCACCACAGCACUAUGGAAGCAGUAGUAGCAGCGGCAACAGUAACAACAAUAGCAAAGGGCCAUCAUCGAUAUCGUCCCACCGGAGCAACAUGCAGCAGCCUCCGUCGAUGUCACAAAGCUCUUCCAAUUCAUCAUCCUCUCAGCGAACGAGCUCUGGGUACCAGGGACACGAUGGCAGCAAAUCUCGCCAACCAUCAUCAUCUUCUAAUAUGCUAUCUUCUGGAGGAGCACCACCUGGUAUCGGUGGAAACUCAUCAUCCUCUUCGUCCAUGCAUUCCGGUUACAAUCAAAUGAAAGCAGAUCGCCACGUGGGAGGGCAAAAAAUACCCGUAAAAUCACAAUCCACUUCCUCAUCCGUGUCGUCCGGUUCCGUUGCUCCGAUGUACAGCGUGAAACAUCAGCAACAACAGCAACAACAAGCAUCCCAACAGCCUUCGUCUCUCUUUUCUCAUCCGCCAAGCUACAACCAAUCGAUAAGCGGACGUUCAACGAAUGUCUCUUUGCCAGACCAACAAUCGGGCUCGAGUGCCUCGCUAAGCAAUGCGCAGAUAAAAACGGAACCAUCCUCUUUUCGAUUACUGGACGAAUCAAUCGGGCGGUUGGCAGAUCCGAUUCAGAUAUGUACGCCACCGAAGCAAAGUAAACCAUCUUCGAUUUUUAGUCCUGACUGGAAAGAUUCGCAAAACGAGUCUCUACAGAGUGUGUCGUCGAGCAAAUCGCGAUCUAGUGGCCAUUACGGAAAUGUUAUGGCUGGGAGCACGGGUAGCAGUGCGACUCAGGGCGAUCGGUUGCUGAAACCACCGAAGGGAAGUCCCAGUGGCAAAAAGCAACACUUACAGCAGCAGCAGCAUCAUGGCUCCACGAACAUCUCAGGAUCGCAAGGAGGUUCACGCUCAGACAUGCAGAAGAAGGAUCGCCGUAUGGUAGAAGGCUCUGCAAGUAUCGCUGGACAGCUACAGCAACAGCCGUCGGGCAAGCAUCAAUCGGUGGUAAGCGAUAAAAAAUCUCUAAUACCACCUGGUUCAUCUGUCGCAAUGCCUGUGUCCGGUAACACUACCGGCAACAGUUGCACCGGUAACAAUAGCAGCAAUAACAAUAGUCAUAAUAGCCAUGGUUUGAAGAGGGCGUUGGAUGGAACGCUUGUACCUCCGAACAUGCUGACUGCCAAUGACGCUCUGACAACGGGUGGCUUGUCGGGUAACGGAACAACAACAAUGGGAGGCAUGAACAACACGCAUUCCAACAACCUCGGCGGUAAUACCAUGCCCACGCAGGGGAAGCGGCCGCAUUCGAGCAAUGAGCAAAUACGUCAAGAUGAUGGUACAGAUUUCCGAGAACAAAAAGUACGUCGAACAGAACAGGCCAGCUCAUCGUUCCUGACGGGUGGUUCGCCUUCUGAUACGCUGUUUAAUUCGUCAUUCGAUCUGGCUUGCACUUUUGACAAGAUGGACGAUUCGUCUUCAUUGUUCAAUUUCAACGAUCCUGGAUCGUUGCUUUCACAGCCGCUAUUGAGCGAUUCGAAACCAUCGACGCUUGCCAAAAGUAGUGGUAUGUUCAACAAUACCAUCAAUGGUAUCGAGACAAAUGCGGCGCUUGUUAGCAGCCUGCUUAAAGAAAGCCUAUUUAAUGAAACGCCGAAGUUCAGUUCGCUUUAUGGCGGAACUGGCAUGAAUGAGGUGCCAUCUAGUGGGUCAAGAACGGAUGCAGCAGAUACGAAACCGAUGGAUACGCUCAUGCCCGUACCACCCGCGGUCGAUACGAAACCUCCCUUAGAUAGCCUACUGGCUCAACCACUACCCCCACAAGUCGGCUCACAAGCAGUUGGUUCCGCCGGAGCACCGAGUGAAUUUCCUCAAACGAGUAGCGCAGCCCCACCUUCUUAUCCAUGGUCGACUGCAAAUGCGCCAGUAACGAGCAUUUCCUCCGCUAGUAUGCCCGUUGCUACUGUGGCCGCUCAGCCAAACCCCGGUGCCGUAACAGAACCUAUACCUUUAACAUUGGCAACGGGUGUCUCAAUUGCUUCUGAUCCUGAUACAGACCAGGGCACAGGAGGGCAUCGAUCAAAAUCGGAGAAGAAAAAGAAGAAAGAAAAACACAAGCACAAGGAAAAGGACAAGACGAAAGAUCGUGAUCGGGAGGAAAAGAAGAAGCACAAAAAAGACAAGGAAAAGCAUCGAGAUCGAGAGCAUCGUGAAAAAGUGGACCACCAUUUGGUCGGAUCUUCAGGAUCAGAUGCCACAGUUGUAGGUUCCGGGGGUCAUCAACAUGGUUCGGACACACAACCCGGACCACCACCGGGACCGAUAAAGAUCAAGCUUAAUAGGUCGAUUAUUCCGCCCGUGGUGGAGAGUGUGGUUGGCACAGGAUCACAUGGGAUGGCAGGUACGGGGUCGGUCGGAGGUGGAUCCAGUGCUGUAAACGACGGGUUGAAGAUAAAAAUUCCAAAAGAUAGACUGUCCGGGUCCUCCUCGCUGCCCGGUGGACCAAGUGGUGCGGCUUCAGGUGCAAUCGGUGGCUCGCAUAGCGGAUCUUCCUAUCCUGCAUCCGUCUUGACCGGUGUUUCCUCGGGCAGUUCGGGAGGAUCGGCUUCACUGAAAUUGAAAAUUUCAAAGGACAAAACUGAGCAUUACAACAUCAGUGCUACUAGCGAUCCUAUUGGAAGCGGGCACCAUCUAGCGGGCCCUGCCGGAAUCACUGGUGUUACAGCGGCUGCCUCGCUGAGCGUGGGUGGUGUUCCGAUAACGGGAAUUGGAACUACCGGCAAUAGCGGUAGUAGUGGUAGCAAAAAGAAAGAAAAAGAUCGUGAUAAGGAUCGAGAGAAGAACAAAUCGAAGCCGUCCAGCUCAUCCACGGACCAUGGCAAUCGUACGAACGGAAGCGGUACGACGACUACCGGAAACAGUAGUAGCAAAUCCUCUAAUAAGGCGCUAUCUAAUCUCUUGCAACAGCAGCAGCAGCAAUCACAGGCGCAACAACAGCAAUACGGAUUGUUCAUGCCAGGGAUUCAUGAGUAUCAUCAUCAAGCAGGAUUCGAUUAUCUUCAGCAGCAACAAACCUCCCUUCAGCAGCAACAACCACAGCAGUACUAUUCCCAAUUCGGUCAGUAUGGACAACAGCAAGCGCAACAGCAACAAUUUCAACAGCAAAUGCCUGCCACUGGACCCGGGACAAUGUUGAUGAACACAUCAGUAAGUGGGUUAGGGGCUAGCAUGAUUGGCAAACUUCCGGGGCAGCCCGGAACAGGCAUGCAGUCAUCGUCGUUACCACCUUACUAUUAUAGCGGCGGUCCUGGGGCGACAACCGGCCCGAAUCAAGGCGGCAAUAACGUUGGGAAAAAAUAA